Messenger RNA from Astrephomene gubernaculifera, 3009 nucleotides. The record is from the annotation of a GenBank genome assembly. Lineage: Eukaryota; Viridiplantae; Chlorophyta; Chlorophyceae; Chlamydomonadales; Astrephomenaceae.
CAACUAACGAAACAACCAGCCGCCUUGGGCCUUUUCGCCUGUCUAAAGCCGCCGCACAACUUCAUUUCACCCCUUGGUCACACACCAAUUCUACCCUAUGCGUGUCCCUUGUAUUUCCAGUAUUCCUUGCAACGGCCUCUAGCCGUCGGCCUUCUUAAAUUUCCUUGAGCUGGCCCUGAGCUUAUUUCAUUGAGGAAAUGCCUCCACAGAGCUUUUGUCAAGCACUCAAACGCAUAUCAGACGGCUUGCAGCAGAUCGCUGCUCUACCCACCUCAAAUGUGCUGCGACAGCCACGCGAAAGCAGCAAAGGGGAAGUACACAACGCCAUUAUGGCGAGCACGCACUUUCACCUUAACGUCUCCGAGUUGAGUAAGUAUGUUCGGGACGCGCUGGAACAGGUAUGGGACAUCAAACAAUCGCCACAACUGGAAGCCACCGCAACGAGCAUGGGAAUUAGUUUAGACAUCAUUCCUCGAGCCGCGGCGCUUCAAAUGCAGAUAUUAGCGGCCAGGGAGCAUCCUGGCGGCAACGUGGGAAACGAAGCCGCAGGAAUUAACCCAGCGCACAGCCCGAAUGCUGCCUCCACCUCUCCCACCACCACCACCGCGCCCACUUCCCGCACCGCUCCAACGCGUCCCACCACAACUGCUGGGCUCUCACCGGAGGCGAUCCAAGCCACGCAACUUCACGAGCAGCUAGAUGCCAUAUUUCUAUCGUCAGCACUUCAGGGACUACUCAUGCUAUGCAUCAUUCUAGGUGCUCCCAGCAAGGUGCAGAGCACAGGGGGCCCCGCCGCCGCCUCCGCCACCCUCGCCGCCAAUCGCCCACGGCUGUACGAGCAGGUCUGCGACAUCGCCGUCGGCCGCUGCAUGGCCGCUGCCGUACGUUUAGUCGAGCGGGAAGGCUGGCCGAACGCGAAAGAGCAUAUCGAGCGGGCAUCAACGGCGGCGGCAGCGGCAGCACAGGGGCAUGACGGAGGCAGCGGCAGGGGCAGGAGCAAGUCCUCCAGGGCUCCUGCAUCAAGAAGGGCAGCGGCGGCGUCUUCAGGCCCAUUAUCGCAAGAGAUAGCGGAGAGGCAGCAGGACCUGUACGAGCUUUCCUGCAGCCUCAUGCAGCUCGUCACGGAGAGCUUGCAGCGUUUGAUGAAAUGGGGCAUCGCUGACGCGCAGACGGUAACCAGCGUGACUGAUGGCGUCGUCACCGGUCGACAGCAGCAGCCCUGGGGGCUGCCGCAGCAUCUGCUGCUGCAGCUGCAGCAGCCGCUGUUGCGCAUGCUGCUGCGAAGUGGCGUCAUUGCCGCAACUUGCAGCGCCCUGAACGCCGCGUCGCCGCUGUGGAGGUACGCCGCCGAAGGCGCCGCUGGUGCUGCCGGUGCUGCUGCUUCCCCUUCAGCAGCAACUGCUACAGUGUCUGGCGGCGGCGGCGGCAGGCCGAACCGCAUCCUUGUCGUCCUAGAAGCGCUGUACUACGCGUGCACCAGCAUGAUUGGCUGCUUGGACGACACGGGCGAUCUGUUGCAACUGAGCGAUGACGAAGAGGACUGCAGGGAGGUGUUGGAAAUCCUGGCGGCGCCGGAGGUAGUGGGUCUGCAGCGGCUGCUGCUGGAGAGGGUGGUGGCGGAUAGCGGCGGCGACGACGACGGCGGCGGCGGCGGCGGCGGAAGCGACGCCAGGCCGUCUAUUGCAGCGGAGAAGGUGGUCCCCACCCUCAUUUGCAAUGAGCGUCUGACCCUUUCACAUGCUCGCAUCGUCAGCGUAGUAUUCCAAUGCUGGUCGAGGGUUGAACAGUGCCCGAGGCUGCGACCCAUGGUUCCCGCCGCACCGGAGCGUGUACGGCUGUCACUGAGGCUGGCGCGAGCGUUACAUCGCCUGACAUGCGGCCGCGGCGUAGGUGGGCAUUACCACGUGACCGGAUCGUCAGCGGCGUCGGCGUCUUCCUCCUCCUCGUCGUCUUCGGCGGCGGCAGUUGUGCAACUGCUGGACUUGACCAUCAGCUUGGAGGGCCUUAUGCUAGGCGUGCGGGGAGCCGCCGCCUCCUCAGCAGAAGAUACCUGUAUGUCUGUCGAAGAGCUGUUAGAGGCAUCAUUUGAGGCGCCAUCAUUCGAGGUGUCCGAGGUAUCAUUUGAGGAGUCAUCUGAGGUGCCUGAGGCGGAGGUCCCGGCGGUGCUUGACGCCAAGGAGGCGUGCGCGUGGGCGCUAGCAGUGGUGAAUGAUGUCCAACAGCGCGGCUGGGCCAUGGGGGAUGCCGAACGACAGCAGUUGCAUACCCGGCUGCCCACAUUCACCCUGAGGACUCUGGCUGCCGACCCAAUCGCCUCCCGGCUUCCAGCCGACGCGCGCCGCACUCUGGCGUUACGGCUGGUCCGCACGGGGCUCAUGCACAACCUCGACGCCCGACUUCGCCACACCGUCCAUGCAAUGUUCGGUGCUGCCGCCGCCGCCACCACCGCUGCAGGGGCCGAACAUAGGGCCUACGAGGCCGUGUUGGAGUCCGUGCUGUUCAACACGUACCUAUUGCUGAAGCCGCUGCUGCAGGAGAUGCUCAGGCAGUCUUGUCGUGGACAGCUGGGUGCGGAAGAGACGGAGGAGACCAACAGCAGGAGCGAGAGCGGUGCAAGGACGGGUAAGGCGGUAGUGGACAGCGGCAGCGGCGACGAGCACUCGCAAGGUGACAACCGCGAUGCCGACCCGUGGGUCACCAAGCGGGAGCUCGGGCUCUUCAUCACGGUUAGCAAGCUGGCACUGCGCACGGCAGCUGAUCUCAGUUCCUCCCAGGAGGAAGCAGCAGCAGUACGACAGUCGGGAAGCAACGCAGUGGCUCCGGAGCGCGCGAGGCCUCCGCCAUCGACGUCAGGCGCGCGGGCUAGGAUGCUAGCACGCAUGCUCACGUUGCAAAUGGAUGCCGGCAUCGGCUUGCUGGUGGGGUGGCGACGGCAGCGUGCGCUGCCGCCAGGCCCGCGAGCCGCCGCCGGCCUGACGGAGGCGCUGACGCUGGCGGCCCGGGCGGCAU